Messenger RNA from Chenopodium quinoa (quinoa), 1293 nucleotides. RefSeq lists its product as uncharacterized. NCBI's taxonomy places the organism in Eukaryota, Viridiplantae, Streptophyta, Magnoliopsida, Caryophyllales, Amaranthaceae. The coding region runs from base 1 to 1293 and encodes 430 amino acids. The transcript has a single exon. The record is from RefSeq and is a predicted model, not a curated record.
AUGGCAAUUCCAAAAUGGGAACUUCCAUUAGACGUGCUCAUCAUAAUCGCCGAAAAAUUAAGAUACUAUGAAGAUGUUGAGGCCUUUGCAGGGGUUUGUACUAGUUGGAGACGUGCAGCAAAGCUUAGUAAACGAUCAUCAUCGACGACUCAAACCCCAUGGUUGAUGCUAGCACAACCACCUUAUACUGCUAAGCGUUUGUUCUAUAGUCUCUACAAUGGCAAGAUUCGUCGUGUGGAUUUGCCCACACCACCUACACCACCACCAUAUAGUAUCUUGUACAAUCAAUACUUAUUGAGGCAACUUUAUCCACCCAAGGAGUGCAAAAAAAUUAGAAAGAGUGAUUGGAGGUACUUCUCUUCGCGUGGAUGGUUGAUUUGUGUAACUCAAAUCGGUCUAAAUAUCAGUCUGAUGCAUCCCUUGUCAGGGGAAAUAGUUCAAACCCCUAUAAUAAGAGGAAACAUCUUGCGUUCAAUGGAUCUUUUAUGGCAUGAUCGGAAGUAUUUACAUAUGUUCUACAAAUUCGCGCUGUCAGAAAGUCCAUCAGUAACUCAGGACUAUACUGUUGCAAUGGUUAUCACUAAUACUCUGGCUUUCUGGCAUAGCAGUGAUUGUAAGUGGACUGCAGUCAACACUGUCGACAGUAGACAUUAUCUUGGUGCAUACAGGGAUGUCACAUUUUAUAACAAGGAAUUAUAUGCUGUUGUUCAUCCUGAUGUAUGUGAUUCUAAACAUAUUAGUCAUGUUCAGGUAAUGGCUUGUGGGAAAACUUGUCCUUGGACUCCAAGGUUAGUUUCAGAGCUCAGAACUGCAAAAAACGGUUAUGCUAAGAAAUUCUACUUGGUGGAAUCAGAUGGCAUGUUGCUACUUGUGUGUCGUUACACGAAUGUGGUAUUCGAUUCGAAACAGAUAAGAUACACAUACAAGACUAAAUACUUUGAUGUGUGGAAGGUGAAUGUCAUGAAUGGGUUGCUAACAAAGGUGAAUGACUUGGGUAAUAGAGCACUUUUUGUAGGGUUUAACUCUUCUUUUUGUAGGGUAAUAGAACAGUCUCCAGUAUCAAAUUUGUUUAGGAACAAAUUGCCUUAUUGUGAGGGUAAUUGCAUUUACUUCACCGAUGAUUGGCUGGAAUAUUAUUAUCUAAAUGAAGGUGGGCAUGAUAUAGGAGUUUAUAGUUUAUCUACCAAACAUAUCUUUUAUUGUUACGAAGGUCAUUUGCGUUUCAGUGUAUCUACACCGUCCUUAUGGGUCGAGACCCCUGAGGUUGUUCAUUGGUCUAGUCUUAAAACUUGA